AUGAUGAAGAAGAUGAGGAAAAGGAAGAGCGAUGAGGCUGAAGAGGACAAUGACGAAGAGGAGGGGGAAGCCGAGUGGGAGGUCGGCGUGGAGGACGUAGUGGACAGAGUGGGACUCCCCGGCAGGGACAGCCCUGAAGCCAACCCCCAGGAAGACUUCUCCGGGGCACGGCGCCUCCAGAACGCCUGGAGGGAUCAGCGGGAGGAGGAGCUGGCCCAGUAUUUCAUGCAGAAAUACGCCACCCCGGCGUCCCGGGAGGUCGGGCGCGGAGCCCCGCGGCAGCCUCCGGACCACAUCGCCCAGCAGAGGCUGCUCCCCGGAAUCCGGGACCCCAAGCUGUGGAUGGUCAAGUGCAAGGUAGGGCAGGAAAAGGCCACGGCCCUGACGCUCCUGCGCAAGUUCUCGGCCUCCCGCUUCAGCGACAGCCCCCUGCAGAUCCAGUCUGUUGUGGCUCCCGAGUACCUCAAGGGCUAUGUCUAUGUGGAGGCCCACAAGCUCUGCCACGUACUGGAUGCUAUCCAGGGCGUGGCCAGCCUGCGCCAGGGCUGCCGGAACCCAAAGCCUGUGCCCAUCGGGGAGAUGACAGACGUGCUGAAGGUGCUGCGGCGCCAGGCCCCCAGCCUGCGGCCCGGGAGCUGGGUGCGCGUCAGGGCGGGCCUCUACAAGGGCGACCUCGCUCAGGUGACCCGCUCCGAGCCCGGUAACGCCGCGGUCUUCCUCAAGAUGAUCCCUCGCAUCCACUACAGCCGCGGGGCCCCGACACCAGGCUUCCGCAAGAGGAAGCGGCUCCCCAGGCCGCCCCAGAAGCUCUUGGACGCACAGAAGAUCCGAUCCCUGGGAGGAAAGCUGUCCAGGGACGGAGACUUCCUCCUCUUCCGGGGGAACCGCUACAGCACCGAGGGCUUCCUCUUCAAGACCUUCCCCAUGUCGGCCCUGGUCACCGAGGGCGUCAGCCCCGCGCUCUGCGAGUUGCAGCACUUCGAGAAAGGACCCGAAGCCCUGCAGGAGCUCGAGCUGAGCGUGGACGACGCUGUAGAGCGCCGCUUCGGGGCUGGAGACAAGGUGAGAGUGAGUGCGGGCGACCUCAUCAACCUGCGGGGCCGCGUGGUGGGCGUGCAAGGCCCCCACGUCACUGUGAUGCCGGAGCACGAGUUGCUCCGGGAGCCGCUGCAGCUGCCCGCCCGAGAGCUGCGCAAGCAUUUCGAGGUGGGGGAGCACGUCCAGGUGCUGGCGGGCCGCUACCGGGGCACCACCGGCUUCAUCCUCAAAGUCGAGCCCAACUUUGUCCUGCUCCUGUCCGACCUCGGCCGGGAGGAGCUCAAGGUGCUCACCCGCGACCUGCGCCUGUGCCCGGACACGGCGGCCCCGGAGGACGUGUGGGGCCGGCACCGCUGGGGAGAGAUGGUGCAGCUGAGCCCCAGCACUGUGGGUGUAGUCGUGGGCCUGGAUGCUGACGUUCUGCAGGUCCUGGACAUGCAGGACCAGGUGGUCACAGUGCGCCGCCAAGCCGUCACUGCCAGGAAAGACAACCGGCUGGCCAUGGCCCUGGACUGUCAGCAGAACAACGUCAACGUCCGGGACUCAGUCAGGAUGCUCACGGAGCAUGGGGGCCUGUUCGCCUGCAAGUGCAAACAUCUUAUGGUGGCCAGCGCAGCCUGGUCCAGCCAGGGUCGCGGUCUCUCUGCAGGGUCUGCAGGUCUGACUCUGGGCCCGAGCCCUUACCCCACCAGUCCCAGACAGCCUGGCCUGGCAGGGCAGGGGCGCGGGACAUUUGAGAGUGCCAGUGCCAGGGGGCCAGGCCGGGGCUCACGUGGCCGUGGCCGUGGCUGGUGGGGUCGGGGCUCCAGGGGCCGGGGCUCGUGGGGCCAGAGCGACGGCCACCCACACAAGGGCCUCCUGGGCCAGUCAGUGCGUAUCUGCCAGGGGGCCUACAAGGGCUACAUCGGGCGGGUGAAGAACGUGAGAGAAGGCGUGGCCCAUGUGGAGCUGCAUUCCACCUGUCAGACCAUUUUCGUGCACCUGCAGAGACUCACCCCCUUGGGCACCUCGAGCCAGGCACUCUGGCCUUCAGACUUGGCUACUCCCACCAGUUCUAGCUCAAAGACACCCACCUACAGCUGCGACUCAGGCAGCUAUAGUCCAAUCCAAGUGGGUGGAGCUUGGGAUCCCACUGUGGGCAACACCCCCUCCUGCCCAUAG
This is a messenger RNA of Antechinus flavipes (yellow-footed antechinus), 2199 nucleotides long. RefSeq names its product transcription elongation factor SPT5-like. The transcript is spliced from 3 exons. Bases 1 to 2199 code for a protein of 732 amino acids. Gene Ontology annotation, biological process: transcription elongation-coupled chromatin remodeling; regulation of transcription by RNA polymerase II; regulation of DNA-templated transcription elongation. Gene Ontology annotation, cellular component: DSIF complex. Lineage: Eukaryota; Metazoa; Chordata; Mammalia; Dasyuromorphia; Dasyuridae. Gene Ontology annotation, molecular function: mRNA binding. The record is from RefSeq and is a predicted model, not a curated record.